Molecule: messenger RNA, 960 nt
Organism: Loxodonta africana (African savanna elephant)
Lineage: Eukaryota; Metazoa; Chordata; Mammalia; Proboscidea; Elephantidae
Product: olfactory receptor-like protein DTMT
Exons: 2
Coding region: 1-960 (319 amino acids)
Biological process (GO): G protein-coupled receptor signaling pathway
Cellular component (GO): plasma membrane
Molecular function (GO): olfactory receptor activity; G protein-coupled receptor activity
Source: RefSeq, a predicted model, not a curated record
AUGUCAGGAAAGAAUCAAACCGCCAUCUUUGAGUUCAUCCUCCUGGGCCUGCCUAUUGAUCCAGAGCAGCGAAUCCUGUUCUAUGGCCUGUUCCUGGCUAUGUACAUUACCACCGUCCUGGGCAACCUCGUCAUCAUAGUCCUCAUUCGACUGGACUCCCACCUCCACACACCCAUGUACUUGUUUCUCAGCAAAUUGUCCUUCUCUGACCUCUGCUUCUCCGUGGUCACAAUGCCCAAAUUGCUGCAGAACAUGCAGAGCCAAGUCUCAUCCAUCCCCUACACAGGCUGCCUGGCCCAGAUGUACUUCUCCCUGUUUUUUGGUGACCUGGAGAGCUUCCUCCUUGUGGCCAUGGCCUAUGACCGCUAUGUGGCCAUCUGCUUCCCCUUGCACUACACCACCAUCAUGAGCCCCCAGCUCUGUUUCUCCCUGGUGGCACUGUCCUGGGUGCUGACCACAUUCCAUGCCAUGCUGCACACCCUGCUUAUGGCCAGGUUGUGUUUUUGUGCAGACAACUUGAUCCCCCAUUUUUUCUGUGAUAUGUCUGCUCUACUGAAGCUGGCCUGCUCUGACACUCAAGUUAAUGAGUUGGUGAUAUUCAUCAUAGGAGGACUCGUUGUUGUCAUCCCAUUCUUACUCAUCAUCAUGUCCUAUGUACGAAUCACCUACUCCAUCCUCAAGAUCCCUUCUGCCAGGGGUAUCUGUAAGGCUUUUUCCACGUGUGGCUCCCACCUCUCUAUGGUGUCUCUUUUCUUUGGAACAAUUAUUGGUCUCUACUUAUGCCCAUCUGCUGACCAUUCUACUAUUAAGGAAACUGUCAUGGCUAUGAUGUACACUGUGGUGACCCCUAUGCUGAACCCCUUCAUUUACAGCCUGAGGAACAGGGAUAUGAAGGGAGCCCUGGGGCGAGUCUUUUGUAAAAGAAAAAUUCUCUCCUCUCUAUGGGAAAAUAUAAUUUAA